Zygosaccharomyces rouxii is the source of this 981-nucleotide messenger RNA. It is a transcript of the gene AIM32, whose product is annotated as Aim32p. Lineage: Eukaryota; Fungi; Ascomycota; Saccharomycetes; Saccharomycetales; Saccharomycetaceae. The record is from RefSeq and is a predicted model, not a curated record. Bases 1 to 981 code for a protein of 326 amino acids. The transcript has a single exon.
AUGGUUUUCCAUUAUAGGUCUAUAUUAAAGUAUCAAGUAUUUAGAGCCUAUUUCCAUAGACAGUACGAGCAGGUUAGGAUUCAUACAGGGGGGAGUCAAUUGCUAACAUGCGACUGCCAAAAUUAUUCGAGCAGGUUAAAUCAGAGUUUACCAAAUGAAUUCAAAUUGGACGUAGAUUCGCCAUUACCAAGUAAGGUCCCCAGUUAUAAGAAACAUGCAUUGGUACUAUCACUACAGAAUAAGAGCGCUGACGAAUUGGAGUGGAUGACAAAUUGGCAGAGUAAAUUGGAACUAAAUCCAAUGUGGCCAUAUUCUAUCAUUGGAGAUUUGAAGACGCAUUUAAAGCAUACAAAAUUUGGUUCGGACGUGUUGGUUAAUGCGAUUUCCAUACAUUCUGGUAAUUUAUCUGCACCCAGUAGAGAUCCUCAUGAAAGAGCCCACAUAUUUGUCAUACCUGACAUGAAGCUCUACAAAAUAUCUCCACAAGACGUAGUUAGUUUUGCACAUUUCUUAGGUGGUGGUCAUACUAGACAAGUAGCUGAUCAUCAAUUAUCUUUUGCAGAUUUCCUAAAAGGUGCCGAUAAUGUGGUGAAUAAAACUGAGCUGGUUUCUGAACCAUCCAAUGCUGACCAUGCUUUCCCCCACGAAGAUUGCAAGCGGGAUUGGAUUCUGGUAUGUGGACACAACCAGCGAGACCGAAGAUGUGGUAUACUGGGUAAAGAGUUAAUAAAUGAGAUAUCUGCGAAGGGUUUAGACAAGGAUAAAAAUGUUGCACUUAUAUCUCACGUAGGUGGUCAUAAAUUUGCUGGAAACCUUAUAUUAUACAAUUAUGUGGGUACCAAUGAAAAAACUGGCGAAAAUCAGUUGGACAGUUUAUGGUUUUCCAGGGUUUUACCGCCAAAUUUGGGUACACUGCUUGAACAUGUAGAUGCCAAAAAAAUUCCACAAGAGUACUACCGUGGGGGAACAUCUAUGAAUUGA